GUUUCCUUUUGGUACUAGUACUGCCAAAACUAGUCAACACAUAGUUAACAUGCACAGUUAUCCAUCUGUUUCUUUACAUGGUAAUGCAAAAGAUGCCAUGUAAUGCAAAAAAUUAAAUUUUCUGGUUUGCUCUGUGGAAAUACAGUAAUAUAUGUAGCAUCCCCUGUGAAUUUUUCUGGAAAUAAUGUGUGUAGCAUCUAUUGUGGCCUCUCUGGAAAUAAUAUCCAUCAAACCAUUAUUGCCAUGCUACAGUUCGUUUGUCAACACACUUAGCUAUAUUCUUGAAAUAAUGUGUGUAGCAUCUACUGUGGCCUCUUUGAAAAAUGCAUUGAUGUAGUUGAAAUUAAUUCAAUCGAUCCAACAUAUAUAUUGUUCAGUACCAUAGUACUUGAUCCAACAAUAUAUAUUAACAUUGUGUACCGUAUAUAAUAAAAUUAACACACUGUGUAAUGCUUUAUUACAUGCUUUUAUACAUUGCAGUCGACUUGCUAGUGAUGAAUUCUAGAAUGGAUAGAUUUAGGAAGUUCAUGAUGCAAGAAGAGGAAGAUGACGAUGAACUCUUCUUAGUUUUGCUUCCUGCUCUAUACUCUUCUCUCUAUGAGGAAAAGCGUCCAGUCCACACAUCUUCUUUAUCCGGUGCUCAGCUGGUUAAGGAAAUAUUAGAAGGACAUGAGAGUUGGUCUAAGGUUGAAUUCCGGAUGGAGCCUGAAAUUUUCAGAGCUGUCUCGGAUUAUCUUAAGAGAGAGCGUCUAUUGGAAGGCACAGCAAGAGUAGAUGUUGAUGAGCAGUUGGGAAUGUUCAUGUAUAUGAUCUCCCACAAUGCUACCAAUCAAUAUUUGCAAAAAAAGUUUCAACAUAGUGCUGAAACAGUCCAUAGGAAGCUGAAUGAAAUUAUCAACUUGAUUCCACUUUUAGUCCAGAGAUUUGUGAAGGUUCCAACUUCUCUCCAGCCUCACCCAAAAAUAAUGUCAAACCCACGGUUCUGGCCUUACUUUCAGAAUUGCAUUGGGGCAAUCGAUGGAACACAUAUCCCCAUAACUAUUGCUGAAGAAAUAGCCGCACCAUAUAGGAAUAGAAAAGGAACCCUUUCUCAAAACAUGAUGGUCGCCUGUGACUUUGAUCUGAACUUCACAUUCAUUUCAUGCGGGUGGGAAGGGUCUGCAUCAGAUGCGGGAGUUCUUCGUUCUGCUAUCAGCAAGGGGUUUGAGGUGCCUGCUGGAAAGUUCUAUCUUGUAGAUGGUGGUUAUGGAAACACAUCCUCUUUUCUUGCCCCGUAUCCAGGAGUCCGGUAUCAUCUCAGCGAAUUUAGGAGGCGUCGGUGUAAUGAAACUGGUUAUGCUAACAAAGAAGAACUCUUCAACCACCGACAUGCACUUCUUCGAAACUAUAUUGAAAGGGCCAUCGGAGUUUUGAAGAAGCGCUUUCCUCUUUUGAAAGUGGGCAAUCAUUAUCCAAUCGAAUCUCAAAUUAGGAUCCAUGCUGCAUGUAUUGUAUUCCACAACAUCAUUAGAUGUCAGAAUGGAGAUGAGGACUGGUUGGAUCACCAACCACCACUUAUUCCACCAGAAACGUAUGUUGACGUUCCGGAGGGAGAUGAUGCUCACCACCAAGAUGCCCACCACCAACAUCAAGCGGACUUAAACAAUGGAAAUGAUCUUAGAGAUCAGAUUGCGCUUCAGAUGUGGGCUGAUUAUAACAAUUAGUUGGACAUGAUCAUUUGGCUGUAUUCAGAUGUGUAAUUUAUUUUCUAUUGUUGAACCUUUGGUUGUAUUCUCUUGUUGAACCUCUGGAUGUUAGUUGUGUGUUAUAUGUUUGUGUUAUACAAUACCAUAUUGUUAUUAGUUGUGUGCUAUUUGACUAUGUUGUAUCAUUUGUUGGUUUAA
This is a messenger RNA of Lolium perenne, 1883 nucleotides long. Lineage: Eukaryota; Viridiplantae; Streptophyta; Magnoliopsida; Poales; Poaceae. The record is from RefSeq and is a predicted model, not a curated record.